Annulohypoxylon truncatum is the source of this 1430-nucleotide messenger RNA. Its product is annotated as methylthioribose-1-phosphate isomerase. Gene Ontology annotation, molecular function: S-methyl-5-thioribose-1-phosphate isomerase activity. The transcript is spliced from 3 exons. The record is from RefSeq and is a predicted model, not a curated record. NCBI's taxonomy places the organism in Eukaryota, Fungi, Ascomycota, Sordariomycetes, Xylariales, Hypoxylaceae. The coding region runs from base 162 to 1349 and encodes 395 amino acids.
UACUAAGUACCUAGGUACCUUGAGAGAAUGUUAAGUUUGCGAUGGCGACUUUUCCCGAUAAACCCAAUUAUAUAACAUUUGAAUAUUGUAUAGAAUUAUAAGGCCUCUAUUAAAUUCUUUGCCAAAAGUAAGUUUAUUUGAGAAAAGAAGAAAACAGGAAAAUGUCAGGCCUUCAAGCGAUUCGAUAUUCGCGGGGCAAAUUAGAAGUCCUCGACCAGCUGAAAUUGCCCCACGAACAUCACUACGAUGAAGUCUUAACAAGCGAGGAGGCGUUUGACAGCAUAAAGUCAAUGAGAGUUCGAGGCGCACCGGCUAUAGCCAUCGUGGCAGCGUUAGGUCACGGAGUCGAAUUACAUAAUGGGAGUUGCAAAGCUUCGUCCUCAGAAGAGACCAUAUCUUACAUCGAUUCGCGCCUAGAUUACCUUAAGCAAUCACGGCCAACAGCCGUAGAUCUUACUAAUGCCAUCACACAUCUCAAGAACACUAUCCGGUCCGUCGACGUAUCUGGAAAAGAGAACGGCACAGCUGGACGGGAUGCUAUAAUUUCUGCAUACAUCGCCGCUGCAGAGGAAAUUUUCCGCAAAGACACGGAAACGAAUCUCUCGAUUGGCGAACAUGGGAGCAAGUGGCUACUCGAGAAUGCGCCGACAAAGUCUGCCGACGGCAAGGUCUCCGUUUUGACGCACUGCAACACAGGGUCGCUUGCUACAUCGGGACACGGCACAGCGCUCGGUAUCAUCCGAUCCUUGUAUUCAGGCGGUCAUCUGUACCACGCGUUCUGCACCGAAACCCGACCCUACAACCAAGGAAGCCGACUUACUGCCUUCGAGCUAGUGUAUGAGGGGAUACCCUCGACGCUCAUCACAGACUCAAUGGCAGGCGCCCUAUUCGCCACUAAAAAGGCCGAAAACAAUAUCGCCGCCGUCAUCGUAGGGGCAGACCGAGUUGUGCGCAAUGGGGACACCGCUAACAAGAUUGGCACUUACGCUCUCGCUGUACUUGCCAAGUAUCACGGAUUAAAAUUCAUCGUAGCGGCGCCUACGACGAGCAUUGACCUGCAAACCGAAACCGGCGCUGGAAUCAAGAUCGAGGAACGCAAGCCUGAGGAGCUGACGCAGAUCAGCGGAGCCGUGGUAGGGGAAGACGGAAAGGUAGACGUCAGUCGCACCGAACGCGUAGCAACUGCACACCAGGGAAUCGCUGUCUGGAAUCCCGCAUUUGACGUCACUCCAGCUGAGCUCAUCGAUGCCGUGGUCACGGAGAGGGGUGUCGUCGUGAAAGGUGCAGAUGGAACCUUUGACUUCAAAGACAUCAUGCCAGAAAGGUGGGCCAAGGUUGUGGGAAAAUGAGAGUUGGCUCUCAAGGAAUGAAAAAGGAAAAUCUAGAAAGCGUCAUCUCGGCGGUCAAGCGUAAAGGCAUCUCAUCUGUAG